Carassius auratus (goldfish) is the source of this 2678-nucleotide messenger RNA. Its product is annotated as butyrophilin subfamily 1 member A1-like. Gene Ontology annotation, molecular function: signaling receptor binding. Gene Ontology annotation, biological process: regulation of cytokine production; T cell receptor signaling pathway. NCBI's taxonomy places the organism in Eukaryota, Metazoa, Chordata, Actinopteri, Cypriniformes, Cyprinidae. The record is from RefSeq and is a predicted model, not a curated record. The coding region runs from base 536 to 1819 and encodes 427 amino acids. The transcript has 7 exons. Gene Ontology annotation, cellular component: external side of plasma membrane.
GUAAGUCAAUGGGAGAAAUGAAUGGGAAAUUUACUUCCGGCAUCAAAGCUCUCUCGGGCUGUGGGCGGGACUGUGAUGCUCUAUAACAGAACGGUGUGCAAAAAUCUCUUAAAUAUUUUAAAGAUUCUAUGCAGCAAACAUUAAAUAUUUGAGAUACUUUUAUAUAUCCAGCGUUUAGAUGAUCAUGAUGUACAGAUGGAAACACGAUGGCUUUCUUCAAUCUUGAGGGGGUCUGGUGCCACAGCAUUUUUGUUUCCAGGCAGAACGUUAAAGAACGUGAAACACACGUCUCCCGGAAAUCCUGUAGAAUUCAACCAAUCUAAUGAAGACUUUGACACUUCUGAAGAGUUUUCUCUUUUGUGUCCUAUAUGCAUCAGAUGUUUAGCCAACGGUCCGUGGGUGUGAAGUCUGAGGCUAAGACUAGCAGCAAAACUCGUACUAACCAUGACAGCAGUAUGAAGUAGUUGGUCCUUCAGAUCCUGUUCUUGCUGUAGCUGGUGAAGAUGUGAUUCUGUCCUGUUCAGUCAAACCUCUCAUGAGUGUUGUGGACAUGAGAGUGGAGUGGUCUAGACCUGAUCUGAGAGGUUCACUAGUGCAUCUCUAUGAGGAACAUGAAGACAAAAACACAGAUCAGAGUCAGUACAGAGGGAGAACAAAACUGAAUCUUCAAGAACUACAUAGAGGAAAUGCAUCACUCAAACUUUCAUCUGUCCAAGUCUCUGAUGAAGGACGUUAUAUGUGUUUUAUUCAGUCCAAAUUCUGGUUUGAUGACACCACUGUUGAUGUUAAAGUUGAAGCUGUAGGAAGUCCUCCAGUGAUCACUGUUGAUGGGUUUGAUGAUUCAGGAGGGCUUCGUCUACAAUGUGAAUCUGAAGGUUGGUAUCCUGAACCUGUUCUUGAGUGGCUGGACAGUGAAGGAGUCCGUUUGAGUUCAGAAACAACAGAUACACACAGAGGAACAGACAGAUUCAGUGUGAAACACACCAUCACUGUACAUCACAGAGACGACAAGAUUCACUGCAGAGUCAAACUGAGACAUCACAUGCUGGAGACACUGAUAAUUGGCUCAAGUAAUAUGUUUAAUUCUUGGAAGAAUCCAAUCAACCUGAUUUCAGUUAUAGUGGUGGUCAUUGUGAUUGCUGGAAUUGCUGGAUUACUGAUCGCUGUGUUUUUUCAUAAAAAUAGGGAACUUUCAAGAGACUUUCAUUUUUUACAGAGUCAGAAGAGCCAUAUACAAGAUGUGAUCACGUAUUUAAGAAAACAUAAAGUGAAUGUGAUUCUGGAUGCUGAUACGGCUCAUCCACAUCUCAUCAUGUCCAGUGAUGGGAAACAUGUGAGAUAUGAAGAGAUACAACUGGAAAGAGUGGAUUGGGAAGAGGAACAAAAUGACAAGUUUGAUAAAUAUCUUGCUAUCCUUGGGAAGGAGGGUUUUUCUACAGGGUGUUUUUACUACGAGGUGCAAGUGAAGGGACAAACUGUGUGGGAUUUAGGAGUGGCCAGAGAAUCCACCGAGAAAAAAGGGUCCAUCGAUAUGAAUAUUCUCAGUGGAUACUGGACUACGUGUCUGAGAUAUGUAAAUUACUUGCAUCUGUCUUAUGACUCCUCAGAAGUACUUUUUCCUCUGAAAACUAAACCCCAGAGGGUUGGUGUGUUUGUGGAUUAUGAGAAGGGUCAGGUUUCCUUUUAUGAUGUGGACUCCAGCUCUCAUAUCUACUCUUACACUGAUCAGUCUUUUAAUGAGAAAAUAUAUCCCUUUCUUAGUUUAGGGUAUAAGAGUAAUGAAAACUCUACAGCACUGGUUAUCUGUGAUGAUUACUGAUCAGUGAAAGAAUUUACAUGAACAAUUGAAAAAAAGUGUAACAGCAAUUAAAACUAAAUAUUGUUUACAGUACCAGGCACAAAUUUGGACAAACAAAGGUAUUUUAAUGGUUUACAUAAUAUUAAAAAAAAAUAUUUGUCUUGCUGUACUGUAUGUAUGUGUAAUGUACAUUUUUAUCUAUUUUUUCUGUCUAAAAGUGGCAAAAAAUAAAUAACAAAUAAAGCAAAAACAAACAAGCAAUCAGAAAUCAUAGAGGUAUCCUAGAUUUGUCCCUUUUAUUUUAAAAUGUACCAGCUGCCACGGCACUUUUUUUUCAACGUUUUGAGCUGGAAUUUUGUUAUUCCGUAUUUAGUGGAAUAUGGUGGAUUAUUUUUUUUUUAUUACUGUUGUACUGCCAAGCCCCUGAAAUACUGAAAUUGAAUUGUUCCAAUUAAUUUACAUAAUUUAAUAACAUAACUGAGCGGUAGACCUGGGACCAAUUAAUUUGAUCUAUUUUAGUAAAAGUAGCAAUGUUAAGUGUCACUUAUCUAGCAUGUUAAUAUGAUACAAUAUAAAAGAUAUUACUUGUUUGGCACUGUAACAGAUAUUUUUCAUUUGUUUCACUUGAACAAGCCUCUCAAAAGAGGGGUUGCACUUGAAAAAAACCACAUAAAUUAUUUUCGGCUGAUGUCACCUAGGUUGUAAAGGCAUGGAAAAUAAUGUUAAUCAGUAGCUAAAUAACAUUGUUUUAGGCUACUGUUGUAGGUGCAGUAAUUCAAUAUUAAACUGAUAAUGGCAAUAAUAGCAAGUAAGUCUAAUAAUAGAUUUGAAAACAACGCUUUAAAAUUUGGAUGUACUCUGGUCAAAAAUCCUCAAUAAA